Molecule: messenger RNA, 1191 nt
Organism: Penicillium oxalicum
Lineage: Eukaryota; Fungi; Ascomycota; Eurotiomycetes; Eurotiales; Aspergillaceae
Product: TLC domain-containing protein
Exons: 2
Coding region: 1-1191 (396 amino acids)
Biological process (GO): lipid homeostasis
Cellular component (GO): membrane; endoplasmic reticulum
Source: RefSeq, a predicted model, not a curated record
AUGCUCGACCCCUUUGGCGCGCCGCCUGCCUGGCUGCGAACAUUGGUCGAACCAUACGCAAUCGCCUUGAAGAGUCCAACGUUAUCGGAGCAUAUCCACGAGGUCAUUGGCAGCUUCUUAUUCUACCAGUUUAUCCACUCCGUGGUGUCGCCAUGGUUGUCGCCAAUUCUCUUCCCCCGCUCCUAUCCGGCGCUUAGUGCCCGUACCAAACUGAACUGGGAUAUUCAUGUAGUCUCACUUGUCCAGAGUGUAUUGAUCAAUGCUGCCGCACUUUGGGUCAUGUUCUUUGACGACGAGCGACGAUCCAUGUCGUCGGGUGAACGUGUUUUCGGAUAUACUGGUGCAUGUGGCUUGAUCCAAGCUCUCGCUGUUGGUUACUUUAUUUACGACCUCAUCGUGAGUGUUCAGCACGUCAAAAUGUUCGGUAUUGGGAUGUUGUUCCAUGCUGUCAGUGCGCUCUGGGUGUUCAGCCUAGGAUUUAGGCCAUUUGUAAACUACUAUGCGCCUGUUUUCAUUCUUUAUGAGCUGUCCAGCCCUUUCCUCAAUAUCCACUGGUUUUUGGAUAAAGUCAACAUGACCGGAAGCCGAUUCCAAUGGUACAAUGGCAUGAUGCUCCUCUCAGUUUUCUUCUGCUGCCGUUUGGUUUGGGGGACUUGGCAGUCAGUGAUUGUAUACAAGGACAUGUGGAAUGCGCUUCAGCAGACCUGGUCUGCCGCGUCGUCAUCUCCACUGGCGACCCCUGUGAACAUCGGCGCUCACGUUUUCACACUCAGAGACGGUGGCAUGUGCGUUGACGAGACCUGUGCUCGCGCUAAUGCCGAAAUCGCUCGCUUCAAAGAUUUUACUGCUGGCGGUGUACCGACUUGGUUGGUUCUGACGUACGUUGCGUCCAACAUUAUCCUGAACUUCUUGAACUAUUUCUGGUUCUCGAAGAUGGUGGAUACAGUCUUGAAACGGUUCCGCGGUCCUCCUGCCGAUACUCCUGAAGCCAAGAAGCUUGACCAGACGUCUUCAAAUGUCAGCCAGCUUGCCCAAGACGCCGUCCUGGGGGCUGCUUCGACUCUUGAAGAAAACGAGGACGCGGCUUUGCGUGGGGAGAAAGUCUCGUCUGCCCUCGACACUGGCAUUUCAGAAGAUUUACGGCGUCGACGAACUGAUUUGAUUGCCGAUCUACCUGGUCCUGGGUCAUGA